This is a messenger RNA of Chlorella variabilis, 888 nucleotides long. RefSeq lists its product as hypothetical. NCBI's taxonomy places the organism in Eukaryota, Viridiplantae, Chlorophyta, Trebouxiophyceae, Chlorellales, Chlorellaceae. Gene Ontology annotation, biological process: protein phosphorylation. The transcript has 5 exons. Gene Ontology annotation, molecular function: protein kinase activity; ATP binding. The record is from RefSeq and is a predicted model, not a curated record. The annotation marks the transcript as partial.
GCCGCGCCCCUGCCCCGCAGGAACGGCAAGAAGCUGCGCAUGGAUGCGACGGUUGAGGAGGUCUACCACCUGGGCAGGACGCUGGGCCAGGGCGCCUUCUCCAAGGUGAAGCUGGCCACGCACCGCGCCACGGGCGAGCAGGUGGCGUGCAAGGUGAUGCGUCUGCCGCGGCCCAUGCGGUGCGAGGAGUGCCGCGCGUGCACCGCCCGUGGCCUCAUCAUGAAAGAGAUCGACGUCCUGCUCGACCUGGACCACCCGUCGGUGGUGUCCAUGCGCGAGUACUUUGUGCACCGCAACCGGGUGUACCUCAUCAUGGACCUCCUCAGAGGCGGAGAGCUGCUGGACGCCUUGAUCAACAAGGGGCACUACAGCGAGGCCGACGCGCGCACCAUCUUCCAGCAGCUCAUCCGCGGCGUGCAGCACCUGCACAGCAGGGGCAUAGUGCACCGCGACAUCAAACUGGACAACCUGCUGCUGGCCCGCCCCGGAGACAUAACCAGCCUCAAAAUUGCAGACUUUGGGUUUGCCAAGAAGCACCCCCGCGCCGCUGACGAGCUGAGCGUGAUGAAAACGAUGUUGGGCACGCCAGAGUACAUGGCACCAGAGGUGAUCCUGGCGCACCCCGACCUGGGCAGCGCCGCCUACGGCCCCGCCGUGGACCUUUGGUCGUGCGGCGUGGUGCUGUACAUGCUGCUGAGCGGCGUGCCACCCUUCUUCCACGCCAGCGAGGUGCAGCUGCUGCGCCGCAUCGUGAAGGGGCAGUACGACUUUGAGGGGCCCGAGUGGCGCCACGUCAGCAGGCAGGCCCGCCACCUCGUCUCCCGGCUGCUGGUGGUGGACCCAGCCAAGCGGCUGACCUGCCAGCAGGUGCUGGAGCACCCGUGGAUG